GGUGAACACAUGGAGAUGUGUGACGAACUUCUUGUGUAAUUGAAAAAAAUUGGGAAGAAAAAGUCACUUUAAGAACAUUUUAGGCGAAAAAGGAGUUAAGUGCUUUAGAGAUGAGAGACGCAACAUGACUGAGACUAGUGGCGUGGAUGAGCUCAGACUUCAAAGAUCCUACCUAGAUUCAAUGAUUACCACUUAUAUGAUUGAACCAAUAAGUUCUAUCCAGUUCUUGAAUGAAAAAUAUGCUUCCAAACGAAAGUGUGAGGAAUGAAGCAGCUGCAAGGGGUCCAUUAAACGUGGACGAUGGUCUUCAAAGUAAGCAAAGCACAAGAUACCCCAAAUUCAUUCAUGAUGCUUCCAAGGCAAAACGCGGAGUCGGCCAUGGCGAUGGCAACAUCAAAUUUAUGGUUGCAGAAACGGGGAAGCAAAGAGCUGUUGGCCCUCAAACCCCAUCACAUCCACAUCGCAUUCAAUCCCCUCCUUAAUUAUUGGACUUCAAUAGUGUUCUACAGUAUUCCCUUUUCUCUGUUCUUUUCAACACGUCCAAUUCACAAAAGUUCCCAUUUGAACUUUGUAAGAAACAAGGGAUUUCUUCAACAUUUUACUGCUUCCUCGAUUCGCGGAGUUGUGGGAAGUGAAAAGCGAAAGAAACCAAAGAAACAAUCAUAAUCACAUUGAUGAGAUUUCUCCUGGCAUGUGUGAUGAUGCUUCAUUUUCUGAUGGGGAGUUAACACUACUAGGAAGCUGCGGCUUUGUCAACCCCAAGAAGUUUGUGCACAUGGGGUUGCCAUUUGUCUAUUAAUAAACCUCCUAACCCCAUGGCUGUACAUUUAUAUAUUGUUUAUUUUUGGAAUCAGCUGCCACUUUGAUUUGGAUUUGUAUCUUUCGCAUCUGUUCUGCCAGAGGUAUUGUAAAAAGCAGCUGAGUGGGACUUUUGAGAGGCGAUUUCUUGAUAUUUUUUAGGAAUGUCAGUGGGAUUUGAAGGGGAUCUCAGGCAAAGUUGAGUACAUCGGAUCGAGUUAAAAGCAUUUACCGAUGGGUUCUUCUUGUUCCCUCGAAACAUGAUAGUUUGUUCUUUCAGGAGUUUUCUUCUGUUGGAUCGAUUUCAGGAUCAAAUAAGCUGUUUUGUUUGUCAAACUGGAGUGCCAGGAAGAUACUGGCGAAGUCUGCUGAUACUGAUAGUGUUUGAGAUUUGUUGGAAAUGGCUGAAAAUGCUGACCCAGAGGGGCGAUCUCUGGCUUUGACGCCCACAUGGUCUGUUGCUUCUGUAUUGACAAUUUUUGUGGCUGUUUCAUUGCUUGUUGAGCGGUCCAUCCAUAGGCUAAGCUCUUGGCUGGGAAAAACUCAUAGAAAGCCUUUAUUUGAGGCAGUGGAGAAAAUGAAAGAAGAGUUAAUGCUGCUUGGAUUCAUUUCUUUGCUUCUGACAGCAACGUCUAGCGUGAUAUCGAAUAUCUGCGUUCCAUCCAAGUUUUAUGAUACCUCUUUCACUCCAUGCACUCAGUCAGAGAUUGAUGAACAAAAUGAGGAUAAUAGUUCAUCUGAGAAGCGAAAGCUAUAUAUGGUGUCUGUUUUCCCACAUUUGUAUAGGAGGAUGUUAACUGUGAACAAAAAUACUUGCAAAGAGGGUCAUGAGCCAUUUGUUUCUUAUGAAGGUCUCGAACAAUUGCAUCGCUUUAUCUUUAUAAUGGCAGUAACUCAUAUAUUUUAUAGUUGCUUGACAAUGUUGCUGGCAAUUGUGAAGAUCCACAGUUGGAGAGUAUGGGAAAAUGAAGCUCACAUGGACCACCAUGAUUCAUUCAGUGAUACUACGAGAAAAAAGAUAAUGCAGAGACAAUCUACCUUUGUACAAUAUCACACCUCCAAUCCUUUAACCAGGAAGAGUGUUCUUAUUUGGAUGACAUGUUUCUUUCGGCAAUUUGGGCGUUCUGUUGUUCGUUCUGACUACCUUGCACUUCGCAAAGGCUUCAUCAUGAAUCACAAUCUCUCAUCAAAAUAUGAUUUCCAUAGCUACAUGGUUCGUUCGAUGGAAGAAGAAUUCCAGAGGAUAGUGGGUGUGAGCGGUCCACUAUGGGGAUUCGUUGUUGCAUUUCUCCUGUUUAAUGUGAAAGGGUCUAAUCUAUACUUUUGGAUAGCAACUAUUCCUGUUACUCUUGUUCUUUUAGUAGGCACAAAGUUACAGCAUAUUAUUGCAACUUUGACAUUGGAGAAUGCUGGUAUAACCGGCUUCGUUUCUGGAGCAAAGCUGAGGCCUCGUGACGAUCUUUUCUGGUUUAAGAAGCCUGAACUCCUGUUGUCCUUGAUCCAUUUUGUUCUUUUCCAGAAUGCUUUUGAAUUGGCUUCGUUCUUCUGGUUCUGGUGGCAAUUUGGAUACAGUUCUUGCUUCAUUAGUAAUCAUCUGCUUGUCUAUGUAAGGCUGAUCUUGGGGUUUGCUGGACAGUUUCUUUGCAGUUAUAGUACCUUGCCCUUGUAUGCACUGGUUACUCAGAUGGGAACAAACUACAAGGCUGCCUUAAUUCCACAAAGGAUAAGAGAAACAAUCCAUGGGUGGGGUAAGUCAGCUAGAAGGAAGAGAAGGCUCCGGAUAUUUACUGAUGAUGCCACAUUCAACACAGAAACAAGCACCGUGAUGUCACUAGAGGACGACGACAAUCCUGAUACACCCAAAGUUGUCAAUGGCUAUGCCGAAAUCGAGUUGCAGCCACCUACUCCAGUGAAUGCAUCCCUCUCUGUUGCUAAUGAUACAUCACGUGGGGUAAAAACCGGCCUUCAACCCUCUCGGUCCCUUUCUUCACCUGUCGCUCAAAACUUCGAUAUCGAAAACUCUUUAAGAAGCUCAUCUAUGCCGGUACGAAGAUAGCACGUAGCUAGUAAACAGAGCUAUAGAAAUAUCAUAUAAAUUAGCAUAAACUUGAGUAAAGAAGUUAGUACAAACAUAAUCGACAAGAUUAAAGUGUUCAAAAUGUGAGCCUAGAUAUUUGUUUAUAGGAUACUGAGCUUGUAUUCGUAGAAAACAGGACAUGAAGCUGCUUGUAUUGUAAUAUAUUCUCCCGACAAUGUAGGAAAGUUAUAGACUACAAUAAUAGAAGAGAGUUCCCAGAUAUUCCAUAUUUCA
This is a messenger RNA of Cucurbita moschata (crookneck pumpkin), 3109 nucleotides long. Its product is annotated as MLO-like protein 11. The transcript is spliced from 17 exons. The coding region runs from base 1199 to 2854 and encodes 551 amino acids. Gene Ontology annotation, cellular component: membrane. NCBI's taxonomy places the organism in Eukaryota, Viridiplantae, Streptophyta, Magnoliopsida, Cucurbitales, Cucurbitaceae. The record is from RefSeq and is a predicted model, not a curated record. Gene Ontology annotation, biological process: defense response.